GCGAGGAUGGAGGGUGUGACACGCUCUCCCAUGUGCUUAUGUUCCUGACGAAUAAGUAGCCCAUGUGAAGUGUUUUAUCAACCUUUAUGAGCACUACUGAAACCAUUAGAUUGGAUAAAUGUGUCGUAUUAAUGGUGACAAAAUUUCCUGUCUUCUGUAAAUUUAAUCUUUAUCUUGAGAGUACUUUAUACCGUCGGCCAUUAUUGCAUACUCUCGAUCCCGCUCAGAAUACUCUCCAAUCCAAGCAAGUAAAUAAAAGCACGUGUGCUAAUUUUGAAUUGUCAGAGGUACAGUACUGUGAUUCGUUUGUUUUAUUUAUUCUUAGUGUGUCCAAGCUGUGGAAAUUUUUCUGUUAAAUGUUGGAAUUUUUGUAAUUUUUUUGUUCAGCUUAAUAUUAUAUGAAAAAAAAAAAAAAAAUUCUAAUUCGACUUAAGCAGUGUGAUUUUAAACAAUUAUGGCUUCCAGUUCAACUAUUCAAAGAGUAAUUCCUCUGUCCCACAGUACACCCAACAAUGAUUUUAAAUGUACUGCCAAUAUUAUGGAACCUGAUGAUGAUGUUGAACUUGAAAAUGAUGUACAAAAAUCAGCUAAAUUUCGUUUUAACCGUGGGCACGCGCUGUUGCGAAGGCAAUAUCAUAAACAUAUUCUCAUACAGCAUCCAAAAACAUUUGGUAAAAGAAGAUUCACUUUUUCUGGAUAUCAGGAUCAUAAAUCGAAUACCAAGAAACGUCGGAGGUUCACUAGUGUUGCCCUUCCGACUAAGUUUUUGCUUGGAGGUGAUAUAACAGAUCCUUUAAAUUUGCGGAGUUUAGAAGAUGAAAAAAUAAAUCAGCAAUUGAACGCAUUUACUCCUGCGUCAUCUCCAAUACCUAUAUCACGAUAUCGUACUCAAGUGAAACUUCUCAUCCCUCCAAAUAUAUAUGAUCCUCUGAAUUUAAAUACUGGAGAAGAAAUAGAGUUCAAUUUACUUUCUUCUAAACCCCGUAAAAGAAGACGCCAUCGUAAAGGUAGACGAGAUGAUAAUGAAAAUGUUUUGGAUACAAAGGAGGUACCUCCAGCAAAAGAAGAGUCUGAAAAUGAGUCACCUACUCAAACAAGAAGUUCUCUGUGUCUUCCUCUUGAAGAAAAUCAUGAGAAAGAACGUAAGGCAGAUUCUAGUGCUGCGAGUACUUCAUCUGAGGAGAAAGUUGUCUCUGAUAAAAUUGUUUCUCCAGUUGUUCCACAAGGAUCACCUGCCAAAUUUUAUAAAAGGUUUCGUUCUCGUAGUUUUUCUAAGGAUGCUGAGGAAAAGACAUCUGCAUUAAAACAAGUUAUGAAACGUAGGCGAUCAAGAACAAGGCUGCAGCAGAAAGUUGACACUUUAAAAUUUAGAGCAAAUGCUCAAAAAUUUUGCUAUGGCAACCAUAUAAUCAAUCAUUCUAACUGGUAUUUUGGAAAUAGUGAUGAAGAUCACAGGCUUAGAUUUUUUGAUAAAAAUUUAUUUGAAGGUAAAGAUGUCUUAGAUAUUGGGUGUAAUACAGGUCAAUUGACUUUAUACAUUGCUGAAAACUUGCAGCCAAGAAAAAUUAUUGGUAUUGAUAUAGAUAAAAAACUUAUAAACAUAGCUCAAAGGAAGGUUCGCAAACACUUAAGUCAAAAUAUUACUGAAGAUAAUGAUUUUCCAGAGUCUCUGGCAUCUAUGUAUGGCCCAUUAAUAAAAUUGGCCAUGAGCACUUCAAAUUCUUCAGACUUUCCAGAUAAUAUAUCAUUUCUUGAGGCUAAUUAUGUUCCUGCCUGUGAAGAGUACCUUGAAACUCAAAAACCAGAAUUUGAUACAAUCCUCUGCCUAAGAGCUACAAAAUGGAUUCAUCUUAAUUUUGGAGAUGAGGGAUUAAAGUUGGCUUUUAAAAGAAUGUUUGCCCAAUUGCGUGUUGGUGGUCAUCUGAUUUUAGAACCUCAGCCUUGGUUUACAUAUUCAGCAAGCAAGAGAAUAACUCCAGCUAUUUAUAAGAUGUAUUGCAGUUUAGAAAUAAAACCAGACUCAUUCUGUGAAUAUUUGCUAUCUGAUGAAGUUGGUUUCAGUAGAUGUGAACUCAUUGGGAGGACUUUUAAUUGCACUAAAGUUUAUCGGCAACCAAUAUACCUCUUCACAAAAGAAUUUGUAACUUCUCAAGAACAAAGCAUGCAGAUGAAUAUAGUGUCACCCAUUCCAUUUGACUGGGAUCGUAAUUCAGAUGAACAGGGCGCCUGUUCUAACUGGGAAAGGGGAGAUAUUCAUUCAAGUUAUAUUCACAACUCAGUUAACAGGGAUACUGAUUAUUUCCCAUAAAUGAAUUUUUUCUAAAGUUGUUACAUUCCUUCAUGAGUACAUGAGAUGUAACAGAUUAUGUUAAUCCGUGAUACAUCUGAAUGUUAUUCUAGAGGAUAAUUCCUUCUUAAACUGCAGGGUAAGUACAGUAUAAUAUAUGUUCAUAAGAGUUAGAUAUCUUUCCUGUAUUCAAAGGUUCAAAAAUAUCCGUGCCUUGAAGUUUAUGGAUUUAUGUUGGAGAGUUUAUGAAGAUAUGUAAAUAAUAUAUAAAAAGGUAUUAACUUUUACCUGAUAAUAAUCGGACAUCAUUUUCAAUUUCUGUAUAGUCAUCACAGCGCUCUGCGAUAGGAAGACGUGCCUAUUAAAUGAUUCACUGAGAGGCAAUUUUUUUUCUUGUACAUAUAAAAUUUAACAUUAUUUUUGUUGUUAUUUUCUAAAUUAAUUCUUUUUUUCUUGCCAUAGUGCUUUUAUGUGUUAUUUAUAUGACAUUCAAAAGUGAAAAAUCUUGUUUGUGUGAUUAAUUUUUAUGACAUUUUAGUUUGUGCUAAAAAAAGCAAUACGAUUGUGAUAUUUUGAUACAUCAAAUUUUUCCCCUUAUAUGAAAUUUCCCUCGUAUGUAUUGUGUUUGACCAGCCCAAAGUAUAUGUUUUUAAAAAAUACAGUUGAUACCUUUUAAUGUGCUUGUAAAACGAGUAAUGUAUAUAAGAAUAUAUAUAUAUAGAUAUAUAGAUAUAUAUAAAUAUAUAAAAAUAUAAAAUAUACAAAUUUUUCUUUUAUUAUGCUCAGGGAAUUGGUGAAAUGCUCAAACCAAGUCAUUCAGCAAUGCUCUUACUUUUCACAUAUUCUGCAACCCUCUCUAAUUUUUUCUCUUCUAAUUUUUAGCUAUGAAAACUAAAAAUAACUUUCUAGCUUUCCUUUAAUUGUGGCUUUUCAUUCUAUUGUAUUCAUUUGCUAUGUAAGUCUGGAAAAAAAUUGCAGUCAAACUUAGCAGAUCCCAGUUUUAACACCAGAAGGGUGCUGAUUUUUUUUCCCUUUUACGAUAGAUCAUUUGAACUUCGUUAUAGUAACAGAAAAUGACAGUGGCAGAGAUUGUCAGCAGUUUCUGCAAACAUGCAUAUUUUCUUACAUUUCUCACUUUUCUGACUUUAAUUUAUUGGCAGUAAUUUAAUAAAUGAGGGUAAUUUUUCUUGUAUUUAUUACUUAUAUUUAAAAUUUGAAGUUUAAUAAUCUUAUUCAUAUGCCAAUUUUGGUUGCAGUGUGAAAUUUAUUUGAAAUGAUGUAUAUAGACUUAUAUUUGUAAAUUUAAUAACUUAACAUUCAUUCAUAUACGUUUUCACUGAACACUGAAAAUAUUCCUGAAGUAUAGAAGCUCAUUGAGCCAGAGUAGCUGUAGCAGAGAUUGUCAGAUGUGUGCUAUAAGUGCUUAGGAUUAAACACUCUUGAAGGGAAAUUUAAAGGGUAAAAUAUAAGUUGCAUUUCGCAUAUUACUGCCAUCCCAUCUGGUGCCUUUUGCUCUCAAGCACUGAUUAACUAUCUUCUAAUUCCAGUGCUUUGUAGAUAGUAAAUUACACACUUUAAUUAGCUCAUGUACUCUAAAUUCUGAACUUGUUUUGUAAUGCUUGUAAAAUGUAUUAAUAUAAUCUCAGAAUUAUGUUUCAAUACUAUGAUUGCUGUUGCUGUAACAUGCCAAGGAAUUUAUGCUGGACCAGAUGACUGAAAUUCUGCUGAUUUUGCACUAGACUUCUUCAGAAAUAGGGCUUUAGGAAAUUUGUGCAAUUGCAAUGUCUUGAGAAAAAAAGAUCUAUUAUUUUUGCUGAACUUUGUGCCAAAAUGAAAGAAAUGGGAGCUAUAAAUUUUGUUAUAUUCUAGUGUAGAUAAGUAGUUCUACGAUAAUUCAUAAGAGAGUUUAAGAAAGCUUAAUAAAAUAUGAAAUUCAUUGUUUGUAAUUAAAAUUAAGAUGAAUCAAUAUGAAUGAUAAAAUGAGUAUCUUCUCUUCUUCCCUUUUUUGAAUAUGCUUCCAUUUCUGUGAGAAAAUAUAUUUUAAUUUCAAUUAAAAAAUUUUUUUUCCACAGUGUUUGUUUUUAAUUUAAAGACAAAACUAAGAUAAAUGUUUCAGAACUGAAAUUAAAAAAAUUCUGUAAUUUCUUUCUGAUAUUUAUUGAUGUUCUCUCAAGCCAGAAAAAAAUUCAGUCUAAAAUACUAGUCUUAAAAUUGAUCAAAUAUGCAUAUCAAAACUGCUUGGAUUUUUCAAUUCAUACUUUUUGAAAUGUACAAUAUUUAAAAUAUGCUGUUUCACAUUGCUGUAAAAUUUUUAAACACAGUACUUCCAGCUCUUGUACUUUUUAAAACAGGCUUGGGUGGAGUUCUUCACUCCUUAAAAUUUACUGCUUUGUAAAUCGAGCAAAAUUUAGAUUUUGCAGUUGCAUCACUACAGUUUGUAUUUAUAUGAUUCUUAUUUAAAAAUUGUAUAGAACACAUUAAUGGAAGGCAUCAUCAAUGUUAAUAUUUUUUAUUCAAGAAUAGCAAUAACUGAGUGAGUACUGAAAAUUAAUAUUAGAUGUUUUAAAAUUUGUUUUCCUUUUAUUCAUCACUUCUCUUUUUAAAAACAUGAUUUCAAACUGAAUUAACUGGGAACUGCGCCUUUUAUAUAACGUUUCAUGGAUACAUCCUUCGUUUUCCUACAUAAAACAACACCCUUUUGGUGUUAAUAUAGUUUUAAUUACUGUUGUAAUGAUUUUAUGUAUUGGAAACUGUAUUUCUUAUGUAAAUAUUUUCUAAUGUAUUAAGUUCUAAAAAUUGAACAACUUGCUUAAGCAUGAAUGUUUUCCUUUAUAAUCUGCACAAAUUUAAUACAUUAGACCUACACUGAAAUUUCAUUAUGUAAUUUCUUUCAAAAACCUAAAUAAAUUUUUCUGUAAAAA
Stegodyphus dumicola is the source of this 5208-nucleotide messenger RNA. Its product is annotated as 7SK snRNA methylphosphate capping enzyme-like. The record is from RefSeq and is a predicted model, not a curated record. NCBI's taxonomy places the organism in Eukaryota, Metazoa, Arthropoda, Arachnida, Araneae, Eresidae. Gene Ontology annotation, molecular function: O-methyltransferase activity; RNA methyltransferase activity; snRNA binding. Gene Ontology annotation, biological process: snRNA modification.